AUGGGUGGUUCCACAAGCAAGCAAGACAAACCUAAUAUGAGAAGUGUCAAGAAGGAGACCUCAACUGAAAGGAGCAGAGGAAGAAGACACAUGAGAAGAGAGACAGAUGUGAGAGAGAAAGAGAUGUUUGAUAAACUUAGAGAGGCCGAGAGUGAGUGGGUGAAAGAGACGAAGAAGCUUAGAGAGAAAGUGAAGCGGCUAAGGAAGAAAGUGGAGGAGAAAGAGGAAGCAAAGACAACAACAACAGAGGAGAGAGAGUACUGGAAAUGGGUUGUUAAGGAGAUGUGUGUGGAGAAAGCAGUGAGAGAUGAAGCCAUUGAGAAAUGGAAUCAACUCUAUUUAGCUAUCAAGAAUGAGCUUGAUCAUCUCAUCAUCCACACAACUUCUUUCUUUUCUGGAAAGGCAAUGAUGCAAAGGCAACUUGAAGGCAAAGAUGAAACAGAAAAAGUUAAGACAGUGGAGAAACUGAGAAAUGAAGUUAGAGUUAAGGAAGAUACAAUUGAGACAUUAAAAGAGAAAAUAGCUUUGAUGGAUAGAUAA
Molecule: messenger RNA, 540 nt
Organism: Eruca vesicaria subsp. sativa (arugula)
Lineage: Eukaryota; Viridiplantae; Streptophyta; Magnoliopsida; Brassicales; Brassicaceae
Source: the annotation of a GenBank genome assembly